GAUACUAUCGUUGGCGUGACGCCCACCUCUAGUUGUGUGCGCGGAGUGGAGUGAAAUAAAUCUAAGUAAUUUGCGUCGAGCGCUGCAAAAUAAUGGAUCGCACUUUCUACGAAGGCUGGCUAAUUAAGUCGCCGCCCACCAAACGCAUUUGGCGAGCACGCUGGAGGCGUCGCUAUUUCACGCUGAAGCAGGGCGAGAUACCGGAGCAGUUCUGCCUCGAAUACUACACCGACCACAACUGCCGCAAGCUGAAGGGCGUUAUCGAUUUGGAUCAGUGCGAGCAGGUGGACUGCGGCCUGCGGCUGGAGAAUCGCAAGCAGAAGUUUCAGUACAUGUUCGAUAUCAAGACGCCCAAGCGCACCUAUUACCUGGCUGCCGAAACGGAGGCGGAUAUGCGCGACUGGGUGAACUGCAUCUGCCAGGUGUGUCACCUACACGACACCAAGCAGUCGAAUGAGUUGCCAUUGGGAGCUGUGGGUGCAGACGAAAACCGCACCCAGCACACGAGCUCCAGUGGCGGUCUGAGCAACUCCACUCAGAAUACGACCACCACAUCGUUGCACUCCUCUGCCGGAACCACAGCGCCCCAAGCCUCGGUCCCAAGUGCUGGAGGAUCCAACUGCGCCCAACUGCGACGCCCGGCGGUCAUUGAACAGCAACCGAUGCCCUCGACUGUCGGCAACAAUAACUCAGACUCGGUGUAUGUCAACACGGAGUACAGCAAUCGAGAGACGAUGCUCUGCGAUGCCAACUUCGACCAACAGGAACUGCUCUCGGCUGCCCAGCAGCAACCGCCUCCAUCGCCGGCAACGGCACUUUAUCUAAACCACAGUGCUUUGAUCCAAGCUCAGGCGGCAGCUGCGGCCGCCGAGCAACUGCAGCAGCAGCAACAAGCUGCUCGCUUGGCGGUCAGCGCCAAUGGAGUGGUGCGAAAGUUGCCGGAGCACCUGGUGCUCACCCAGCAGACCCUGGCGGAGGCAGCUGCCCAGCAACACAGCAGCGUGCAGGCUUCACCCGCUUUGAGCACCGCCUCCGGACCAUACAUACCCAUCAGCGAGUGCUUCUCGGGCAGCCCGAGAUUCCUGCCCGGCAGUGGAACUCCCGGUGCAGAUGUGGCCAUACCAAACAACCCCACCACGCCGUUGAACAACUUGGACCCCAAGUUCUACGAUACGCCGCGUAGUCAUAAUAACAUUGGUCUAAAUCUGACCAACGAUCAGUCCUACUCACCGAAGAUUACCAAUUUGAGUCUGCAACAAUUGGCCAAUAACAAUGCUAGCAAACAGCGCUCCGACUCCGACUCGGAAAGCGUUUUCACCGAUGACGAUGAGUGGGCUCAUCCUUUGCCCCUGCGCGAGAAUGUGGAUCGCAGCACCCGACCUUCGGAUAGUUCCAUUGAGAACGAAUCAUUCGUACUGACCUACUCGCAGCGUUUCUCCAAGAUGCCCGAAGAAGGUGCAGCGAUCGUGCCACCAGCUGAAAAGAAUUCCAAGUUAGCGGGAGCAGCAUCUCUGGCAGAGGCUGGUGACCAAGGAACGCUGGAUAAGCUGGCCAAGGUGCUGAAGAACAAAAAUAAUCUCAUAUUGGACUUUAAGGAGAAUGAAAACAGAAUUCCUCGCGAUCUACCGCAGCUGUCGGAUACGGAAAAUACUUCACCGGCCAUUGUGGCCCGACGCAACGCCCACUCCGCUUUCAUCGAGGAAAGCUACGACAUUCCACGGUCUCAUCAGCAGCCUUACUACAACGUUAACCAGCUGCUGGGCGAGCGACCAGUCACCAGCCCUCACAAUUCCAACCCCAUUGCUGCAUCCACGCCAAAUCUCAUGGCGGCUGAUUUGGGUGCAGUGGCCGGCAUCUCAGCGGCAGCGAAUCCCGGCCUGAUUGGCGGGGCACAACCAGCCGCCUCAUCGCCCACCAGUGCGCGAACGUUGCCUCGACACUGCUACACCAAUGCAGCUCCCACGAAGAUGGAGGGCAAUGUGUUUCGAUACGACUUCAUGGAGCAGGCGGACUGCCCGCCAGUUAACCGGAAACUUAAGCCAAAGGUGUCGGGAGGAUUGCCAGUUGUAGAGGACAAACCGCCAGAGGAAUUUCCGGCAAAGCCCCCGGUGGGCGUCGAGCAUCUAACCAAUAAAUUGGGUGCAGCCCAACUGCAGCAGCCGAUUGGACCGCCCAGUGUGGACAGAAAGUGCAAACCGAAUGCCUACAAGUUGGGGAAUCCGGCGACCAUGUCGCCGGCAACACGGCGUUCCUCCGGCGCACCUCUUUCAAUGGUGCUGCUGCAUGAAACGGAUGUCCACUCCCCGGCAGCCAACGCCUUCUUCCAUGAGACUCGCACCCUGCCUCGCCAACAGCAUCGACAGCAUCCAAACAGUCCCGGCAGCAUGUCGGUACAACAUCAGCGCACCGCAUCUGCAGCGGCUGCCAUGAUGAGCUUGACGGGAGCGGCAGCUCCCAAGCAGCAAGCGGCUGCGCAGACUGAGCACAAGCUUCAGUACUUUGAUUUGGAUGUGACCAACAAACCGCCAUUGCUAAAUCGAUCCAGCAUGAGUGUGGGAAAUCUGUACUCACAAGGAGGAAGCGGAGCUAGUGGGAUGCGACUGGCUGGCGUCGAAGCUGGUGGAGCCCGUGCCCCGGUGCCCAGCAGCGUGGUCUACAGAUCCGUGGACUUUGUCAAGACGGAGGCAUUCAAAAGGAUCCGAGAGGAGCGCGAGAGCAGCGGCAACAAGUGAAACUGCUGGUUCAGCUGAAUGGUAUCAAAUCUCCACUACAUCUACUUGUCAACGUGCAAUAGCAAAGGACCAUGUUGCUGAUCCGAAAUUUUCGUAGUGCCUAUUGGUGGUCAGCAGAGAAGAGCUGACCACAUCCAAAAACAGUGCAAAUUCUGAGUGGCUUUUACAUUCGUUAACAUCGUCAAGUUCAUAACCCAUUAAACCACAUAUCUAGCUUGUAAGUCGGCACCAGCAUUUUUGUGUGCUGCUUUGAAUCAGUAACCUGUAAUCCGUAUCUGAAUCUGAAUCUAUGUCGUAUUCGUAUUUAAAUCGUGCUUCCAACACUUCCAUGUUUAUUGUUAAGCUUCGGAAUCAAAAUGUAACCAUGACAAACGAUCUUAGUGCUAAUUUUACAAUGCAAACAAUUAUUUUAUAUACGCAAGCGAAAUAUUUAUAUACACGAAUUUUAUAUGAUAACAA
Drosophila erecta is the source of this 3191-nucleotide messenger RNA. It is a transcript of the gene dos, whose product is annotated as protein daughter of sevenless. Lineage: Eukaryota; Metazoa; Arthropoda; Insecta; Diptera; Drosophilidae. The transcript has 7 exons. The record is from RefSeq and is a predicted model, not a curated record. Bases 93 to 2732 code for a protein of 879 amino acids.